AUGAUCUUCAUCGUGCGUGUGUCACGCUCAACAACUAGCAGCACGUCCUCGCCUACUACAUCGUCAACAAUUAGCUCCACAACAAGCAGUACAUCAUCUUCAACGAUAUCUUCAACAACAAGCUCAACAACUAGCAGCACGUCCUCACCUACUACAUCGUCAACUACUAGCUCCACAACAAGCAGUACAUCAUCUCCAUCGACAUCUUCAACAACAAGCUCAACAACUAGCAGCACGUCGUCACCUACUACAUCGUCAACAACAAGCAGUACAUCAUCUUCAACGACAUCUUCAACAACAAGCUCAACAACUAGCAGCACGUCCUCACCUACUACAUCGUCAACUACUAGCUCCACAACAAGCAGUACAUCAUCUCCAACGAAAUCUUCAACAACAAGCUCAACAACUAGCAGCACGUCGUCACCUACUACAUCGUCAACAACUAGCUCCACAACAAGCAGUACAUCAUCUCCAACGACAUCUUCAACAACAAGCUCAACAACUAGCAGCACGUCGUCACCUACUACAUCGUCAACAACUAGCUCCACAACAAGCAGUACAUCAUCUCCAACGAAAUCUUCAACAACAAGCUCAACAACUAGCAGCACGUCCUCACCUACUACAUCGUCAACAACUAGCUCCACAACAAGCAGUACAUCAUCUCCAACGACAUCUUCAACAACAAGCUCAACAACUAGCAGCACGUCGCCACCUACUACAUCGUCAACAUCUAGCUCCACAAACUCGCCAAAUAUUCGAAUACAUUCCACUGCUACAAAAACAAUGACAUCAUCAGAGUCUACAUCAUCUCCAACGACAUCUUCAACAACAAGCUCAACAACUAGCAGCACGUCUUCACCUACUACAUCGCCAACAACUAGCUCCACAAGAAGCAGUACAUCAUCUCCAACGACAUCUUCAACAACAAGCUCAACAACUAGCAGCACGUCCUCACCUACUACAUCGUCAACAACUAGCUCCACAACAAGCAUUACAUCAUCUCCAACGACAUCUUCAACAACAAGCUCAACAACUAGCAGCACGUCCUCACCUACUACAUCGUCAACAACAAGCAGUACAUCAUCUCCAACGACAUCUUCAACAACAAGCUCAACAACUAGCAGCACGUCCUCACCUACUACAUCGUCAACUACUAGCUCGACAACAAGCAGUACAUCAUCUCCAACGACAUCUUCAACAACAAGCUCAACAACUAGCAGCACGUCGUCACCUACUACAUCGUCAACAACUAGCUCCACAACAAGCAGUACAUCAUCUCCAACGACAUCUUCAACAACACGCUCAACAACUAGCAGCACGUCGUCACCUACUACAUCGUCAACAACAAGCAGUACAUCAUCUCCAACGACAUCUUCAACAACAAGCUCAACAACAAGCAGCACGUCCUCACCUACUACAUCGUCAACUACUAGCUCCACAACAAGCAGUACAUCAUCUCCAACGACAUCUUCCACAACAAGCUCCACAACUAGCAGCACGUCCUCACCUACUACAUCGUCAACAACUAGCUCCACAACAAGCAGUACAUCAUCUCCAACGACAUCUUCACCAACAAGCUCAACAACUAGCAGCACGUCGUCACCUACUACAUCGUCAACAACUAGCUCCACAAACUCGCCAAAUAUUCGAAUACAUUCCACUGCUACAAAAACAAUGACAUCAUCAGAGUCGUCAUCCCUUCCAAAUUCGCCAACAACUAGCUCCACAACAAGCAGUACAUCAUCUCAAACGACAUCUUCAACAACAAGCUCAACAACUAGCAGCACGUCGUCACCUACUACAUCGUCAACAACUAGCUCCACAACAAGCAUUACAUCAUCUCCAACGACAUCUUCAACAACAAGCUCAACAACUAGCAGCACGUCCUCACCUACUACAUCGUCAACAACAAGCAGUACAUCAUCUCCAACGACAUCUUCAACAACAAGCUCAACAACUAGCAGCACGUCCUCACCUACUACAUCGUCAACUACUAGCUCGACAACAAGCAGUACAUCAUCUCCAACGACAUCUUCAACAACAAGCUCAACAACUAGCAGCACGUCGUCACCUACUACAUCGUCAACAACUAGCUCCACAACAAGCAGUACAUCAUCUCCAACGACAUCUUCAACAACACGCUCAACAACUAGCAGCACAACAAGCAGUACAUCAUCUCCAACGACAUCUUCAACGACAAGCUCAACAACUAGCAGCACGUCGUCACCUACUACAUCGUCAACAACUAGCUCCACAACAAGCAGUACAUCAUCUCCAACGACAUCUUCAACAACAAGCUCAACAACUAGCAGCACGUCGUCACCUACUACAUCGUCAACAACUAGCUCCACAACAAGCAGUACAUCAUCUCCAACGACAUCUUCAACAACAAGCUCAACAACUAGCAGCACGUCGUCACCUACUACAUCGUCAACAACUAGCUCCACAACAAGCAGUACAUCAUCUCCAACGACAUCUUCAACAACAAGCUCAACAACUAGCAGCACGUCGUCACCUACUACAUCGUCAACAACUAGCUCCACAACAAGCAGUACAUCAUCUCCAUCGACAUCUUCAACAACAAGCUCAACAACUAGCAGCACGUCCUCACCUACUACAUCGUCAACAACAAGCAGUACAUCAUCUCCAACGACAUCUUCAACAACAAGCUCAACAACUAGCAGCACGUCCUCACCUACUACAUCGUCAACUACUAGCUCUACAACAAGCAGUACAUCAUCUCCAACGACAUCUUCAACAACAAGCUCAACAACUAGCAGCACGUCCUCACCUACUACAUCGUCAACAACUAGCUCCACAACAAGCAGUACUUCAUCUUCAACGACAUCUUCAACAACAAGCUCAACAACUAGCAGCACGUCCUCACCUACUACAUCGUCAACUACUAGCUCCACAACAAGCAGUACAUCAUCUCCAUCGACAUCUUCAACAACAAGCUCAACAAUCAGCAGCACGUCGUCACCUACUACAUCGUCAACAACAAGCAGUACAUCAUCUCCAACGACAUCUUCAACAACAAGCUCAACAACUAGCAGCACGUCAUCCCUUCCAAAUUCGCCAACAACUAGCUCCACAACAAGCAGUACAUCAUCUCAAACGACAUCUUCAACAACAAGCUCAACAACUAGCAGCACGUCGUCACCUACUACAUCGUCAACAACUAGCUCCACGACAAGCAGUACAUCAUCUCCAACGACAUCUUCAACGACAAGCUCAACAACUAGCAGCACGUCGUCACCUACUACAUCGUCAACAACUAGCUCCACAACAAGCAGUACAUCAUCUCCAACGACAUCUUCAACAACAAGCUCAACAACUAGCAGCACGUCGUCACCUACUACAUCGUCAACAACUAGCUCCACAACAAGCAGUACAUCAUCUCCAACGACAUCUUCAACAACAAGCUCAACAACUAGCAGCACGUCGUCACCUACUACAUCGUCAACAACUAGCUCCACAACAAGCAGUACAUCAUCUCCAACGACAUCUUCAACAACAAGCUCAACAACUAGCAGCACGUCGUCACCUACUACAUCGUCAACAACUAGCUCCACAACAAGCAGUACAUCAUCUCCAUCGACAUCUUCAACAACAAGCUCAACAACUAGCAGCACGUCCUCACCUACUACAUCGUCAACAACAAGCAGUACAUCAUCUUCAACGACAUCUUCAACAACAAGCUCAACAACUAGCAGCACGUCCUCACCUACUACAUCGUCAACUACUAGCUCUACAACAAGCAGUACAUCAUCUCCAAAGACAUCUUCAACAACAAGCUCAACAACUAGCAGCACGUCCUCAUCUACUACAUCGUCAACAACUAGCUCCACAACAAGCAGUACUUCAUCUUCAACGACAUCUUCAACAACAAGCUCAAGAACUAGCAGCACGUCCUCACCUACUACAUCGUCAACUACUAGCUCCACAACAAGCAGUACAUCAUCUCCAACGACAUCUUCAACAACAAGCUCAACAACUAGCAGCACGUCGUCACCUACUACAUCGUCAACAACUAGCUCCACAACAAGCAGUACAUCAUCUUCAACGACAUCUUCAACAACAAGCUCCACAACUAGCAGCACGUCCUCACCUACUACAUCGUCAACAACUAGCUCCACAACAAGCAGUACAUCAUCUCCAACGACUUCUUCACCAACAAGCUCAACAACUAGCAGCACGUCGUCACCUACUACAUCGUCAACAACUAGCUCCACAAACUCGCCAAAUAUUCGAAUACAUUCCACUGCUACAAAAACAAUGACAUCAUCAGAGUCCUCCACAACAAGCAGUACAUCAUCUCCAACGACAUCUUCAACGACAAGCUCAACAACUAGCAGCACGUCGUCACCUAUUACAUCGUCAACAACUAGCUCCACAACAAGCAGUACAUCAUCUCCAACGACAUCUUCAACAACAAGCUCAACAACUAGCAGCACGUCGUCACCUACUACAUCGUCAACAACUAGCUCCACAACAAGCAGUACAUCAUCUCCAACGACAUCUUCAACAACAAGCUCAACAACUAGCAGCACGUCGUCACCUACUACAUCGUCAACAACUAGCUCCACAACAAGCAGUACAUCAUCUCCAACGACAUCUUCAACAACAAGCUCAACAACUAGCAGCACGUCGUCACCUACUACAUCGUCAACAACUAGCUCCACAACAAGCAGUACAUCAUCUCCAUCGACAUCUUCAACAACAAGCUCAACAACUAGCAGCACGUCCUCACCUACUACAUCGUCAACAACAAGCAGUACAUCAUCUCCAACGACAUCUUCAACAACAAGCUCAACAACUAGCAGCACGUCCUCACCUACUACAUCGUCAACUACUAGCUCUACAACAAGCAGUACAUCAUCUCCAACGACAUCUUCAACAACAAGCUCAACAACUAGCAGCACGUCCUCACCUACUACAUCGUCAACAACUAGCUCCACAACAAGCAGUACUUCAUCUUCAACGACAUCUUCAACAACAAGCUCAACAACUAGCAGCACGUCCUCACCUACUACAUCGUCAACUACUAGCUCCACAACAAGCAGUACAUCAUCUCCAUCGACAACUUCAACAACAAGCUCAACAACUAGCAGCACGUUGUCACCUACUACAUCGUCAACAACAAGCAGUACAUCAUCUCCAACGACAUCUUCAACAUCAAGCUCAACAACUAGCAGCACGUCUUCACCUACUACAUCAUCAACAACUAGCUCCACAACAAGCAGUACAUCAUCUCCAACGACAUCUUCAACAACAAGCUCAAAAACUAGCAGCACGUCCUCACCUACUACAUCGUCAACUACUAGCUCCACAACAAGCAGUACAUCAUCUCCAUCGACAUCUUCAACAACAAGCUCAACAACUAGCAGCACGUCGUCACCUACUACAUCGUCAACAACAAGCAGUACAUCAUCUCCAACGACAUCUUCAACAACAAGCUCAACAACUAGCAGCACGUCCUCACCUACAACAUCGUCAAUAACUAGCUCCACAACAAGCAGUGCAUCAUCUUCAACGACAUCUUCAACAACAAGCUCAACAACUAGCAGCACGUCGUCACCUACUACAUCAUCAACAACUAGCUCCACAACAAGCAGUACAUCAUCUCCAACGACAUCUUCAACAACAAGCUCAACUACUAGCAGCACGUCUUCACCUACUACAUCGUCAACAACUAGCUCCACAACAAGCAGUACAUCAUCUCCAACGACAUCUUCAACAACAAGCUCAACAACUAGCAGCACGUCGUCACCUACUACAUCGUCAUCAACUAGCUCCACAACAAGCAGUACAUCAUCUCCAACGACAUCUUCAACAACAAGCUCAACAACUAGCAGCACGUCCUCACCUACUACAUCGUCAACAACUAGCUCCACAACAAGCAGUACAUCAUCUCCAACGACAUCUUCAACAACAAGCUCAACAACUAGCAGCACGUCCUCACCUACUACAUCGUCAACAACAAGCAGUACAUCAUCUCCAACGACAUCUUCAACAACAAGCUCAACAACUAGCAGCACGUCCUCACCUACUACAUCGUCAACUACUAGCUCCACAACAAGCAGUACAUCAUCUCCAACGACAUCUUCAACAACAAGCUCAACAACUAGCAGCACGUCGUCACCUACUACAUCGUCAACAACUAGCUCCAAAAAAAGCAGUACAUCAUCUUCAACGACAUCUUCAACAACAAUCUCAACAACUAGCAGCACGUCCUCACCUACUACAUCGUCAACAACUAGCUCGACAACUAGCAGCACGCCCUCACCUACUACAUCGUCAACAACAAGCAGUACAUCAUCUCCAACGACAUCUUCAACAACAAGCUCAACAACUAGCAGCACGUCCUCACCUACUACAUCGUCAACAACUAGCUCCACAACAAGCAGUACAUCAUCUUCAACGACAUCUUCAACAACAAGCUCAACAACUAGCAGCACUUCCUCACCUACUACAUCGUUAACAACUAGCUCCACAACAAGCAGUACAUCAUCUCCAACGACAUCUUCAACAACAAGCUCAACAACUAGCAGCACGAGCAGCACGUCCUCGCCUACUACAUCGUCAACAACUAGCUCCACAACAAGCAGUACAUCAUCUCCAUCGACAUCUUCAACAACAAGCUCAACAACU
Molecule: messenger RNA, 6654 nt
Organism: Symsagittifera roscoffensis
Lineage: Eukaryota; Metazoa; Xenacoelomorpha; Acoela; Convolutidae
Product: mucin-2-like
Exons: 9
Source: RefSeq, a predicted model, not a curated record